Messenger RNA from Tachysurus fulvidraco (yellow catfish), 2295 nucleotides. It is a transcript of the gene setd9, whose product is annotated as SET domain containing 9. The coding region runs from base 238 to 1140 and encodes 300 amino acids. The record is from RefSeq and is a predicted model, not a curated record. Gene Ontology annotation, molecular function: protein binding. The transcript has 7 exons. Lineage: Eukaryota; Metazoa; Chordata; Actinopteri; Siluriformes; Bagridae.
CCUCCAGAGUUUACUCUAACUCCGAUUAGUAGAAUCAGGUGUUUAAAGCACACUAGCUUGGUGUGAUUGUAAGAUGAAUCAAUUGUUUCUUGUGUAAUCAGGUUUCUCAGCAGAAGUGAUAUCCAGCAAUAUCCAUCAAUCUGUUUACAUGCUGUUUUUUCACAGUUUUAUUUUUUAUUUUUUUGCUCUUUGCUGUCUCACAUUUCAGUUGAUUGCUGUUUUGCACAAUCUUUUACAAUGUCUCAGAGCAGCAACUCUCAAUGGCUUAGCAUGAAGAAUUUACUAAAAGUUCUGGAGGGGAAGUGGAAAUGUUACAGACACAGAUUCGUCCCCUGGGUUGCUUUAAAUCUUAGGAAAAACGAGAGGACCCUCCGCCAGGUGAAACAGCGGUCAGAAGACAAGCGGAUAGACGAUGACCAAGUCCUCGUGUCCCUUCUGAGACUUUUUACCGAGUUGCUUAGAAACGACGCGAGCAAUCAAAGCGAACAGCUUCGCCUGUUAGCAGCCUCCUCUCGCCGUAAAUACUACAUUACCCACAAUGCCGCGGUGCGCAGACCGGAAGCGGCGCCUUGUGAGGUUAUGCUAAACACCUUUGGCUUCUGUGUGGAGAAAAUGGCUAGCUCUCUGCCGGGGGCGGGAAUUGGGGUGUUGGUUACCCAGGGACAGGUGCCCAAAGGUGUACCUGUAGCCAUGUAUCCAGGAACUAUCUAUCAGGCCGACGAACCCAUUUUUUUCCAGUCCAUUCGGAACCCAUUUGUAUUUCGAUGCAUCGAUGCUGUUUUGAUCGAUGGAAAUGAUAAAGGACUCUCCAGGCUAGUGUUUCGGUCAUGCAGUGGGCGGGACAGACUCGGCCCAUUUUGUUUGAGUGACAACUCGUGGUUGACUCCCCACCUAGAAAACCCUCUGGCAGUGGGGCAGUAUGUCAACAACUGCUCCAAUGAGAAGGCUGCCAACGUGUGCUAUCAGGAAUUUGAUGUUCCAGAGGAUUUUCCCAUAGAACUUCGUCAGUAUCUUCCUAAUGUUAAUUACAGGCACAGUGCACAAAGGAGUUUGCGCUGUGUCGUUCUAGUGUCAUUAAGAGAGAUUAACAGCGGUGAAGAACUUUUCUCCAAUUACUACACCAUAGUGCACGAUUCCUGAUAUGAUCAUCACUUUUCAAUGAUUGUAAAAAAAAAAAUUAAAUGUUUUUUUCCUUUUAUAUAAAAUCAUUAGGCAAGAAAAGAACUUAACACACUCACCAGGAGCAUGCCCAGAAGCAAGCAAAUGUCAUUUUGAACUAGUUAAUUGAGGACUUUAAUUACCCAACAUUUUUCCCCAUAAGAACUGUUUUACAGUCCUAGUAUUAGCUAACUAUCCAAGUUGGAUGUUUUUUCAGGCAGAAAAAAAAAAUACAGAAAUGUAGCCACAUGUGCAAUGGGACGUCACAUGUACAGGCAAGUGGUCUGUUUUUUGUUACACUGGGAUUUUUGUUUCUUUUUCUUACACCAACUGCAUCUUUGUUACUUGCGCUCCAACUUGAAGAAUGAAGUGUUUUUUCUUCAAGUCGUCACUGAAGUGCAAAGUAUCUUCAGGGUCAGCAUGAGUAUUUUUGUCCUUUCCCUAACAUUGAACUAGACCAUCAGCAUAGACUACAAUUAAGUCAAUGAUCCCAAUAUCAAGUUGAAAAGAAAGUCAAGAGCACGUUUUUGUAGUAUUUCCAGAACUUUAUUCCUGGAAGUGUUUGCCAGUUAUUUAAGUAUAACGUAAAAUACAAAAUACAAACCAACAAAAAAGGAAAAAAAAAAGUGUCUAUGUACAAACAUUAUGAAUGAUAAAAUUUCCAUUUGAAUAACUGCUGUUUGAUUGUCUAUUUAACACUAGAAUUUCUUUACACCAAAAUAAGUGUUAAAUAAUUUUUUUACAGUAAUGCUUAUUGUAUUUUCCCCAGCACAGAGUCAACAUAUGAAAAAAAUGAACAUCUACUAAACAUAACAUUAUUCUGAUAAAGGAGGGUCUCUAAAUUUACAAUAAAUUUGUAUGCCUCUGGAAGAAAACAACCAUCACUACGGUUACAACAUUUUUUAAGCUAUAACUUUCAUACAAACUUUGGACAGGAAUAAGUUACUUCAACACAAUUUCCUAAAGCUUUGUUUAAUCCUUGGAGGGACAGGAGAAAUUAAUUGCACAACCUACAGGACUUUUUUUUUUUAAGUGUAUUAAAUAAUGGCAUCAAUGCACAUCCUUCAAGUAUCUAAAAAAAAAAAAAAACAAAAUGGAGAAUUCUGGCCUCAAGUACAGGAUGAGUGUUACAGACCA